CAUUGCUAAUGCCGCGUCGCGGUUACUAAGGGGUGGAGAAGCUAGUGAUAGGCGCCACAGUGGAGCGGCUUAGAGAUCCCCGGGAGGGUCGCAGGCGCGCAUCCCGCCUGCUCGGGACGACGGCCCCACGGUCGCCUCGGAGGCGGAAGCGACGCCGGAGGCAGGUGAAGAAACAAGUGAAGAAGCAAAAAAGGAAGGAAAUCAAGGGGGCUUUCCCAAGGUUAAAGAUCAAGGAGAUGGCCGCAUCAGGAAUCUACAAGCUGGAUGAUGGGAAACCUUACCUGAGCAACUGCUUUCCAGCCAAAAAUCUUCUUCGGAUACCAGAGGAGGGCCGAGGACACUGGUUAGUAGCUCGGAAGUGUAACUUCAAGAAGAAACCCAAGGCUAUGGUUGAGGCACAAGCUGAAAGUCCAGAAAGUGAGAAGACUUCUUUUGACACCUCGGAAAAGAAAGUGUCUCGGCGGAAAAACCAAGCAGACCUUCGAGAACAUGUCCUAGACCGGGCUUUUCUGCUGAAGCACCAUUGUGUGAAGAAGCCAUCAGAAUUAUGCAACAUCAAUGCUAAGGAAAAGGACUUCAAGCAUUUCCAUUCUGUGAUUUAUAUCAAUGCCUCAGAAAACCUGCUACCUCUAGAGGCAUUUCACACUUUUCCAACUUUAAAGGAACUGGAACUUGCAUUUAAUGGCAUCAAAACAGUCUACGUGAAAUAUGGCGACUUCAAGUACUUGGAAUUCCUGGACCUUUCCUUCAACAGCCUGACGGGAGAGGCCAUCUGUGACCUGGGGAUUUUGCCACACCUCCGCGUCCUGCUGCUUACAGGCAAUGGGCUCACCUCCUUGCCCGCCAGUUUGGCUGUCUCAGAGCAGGAAUCAUCGGCAACACCCGUGGCAAGCAAGAGCUACAUCCUGAGGUUCCCAGCGCUGGAGACGCUAAUGCUGGAUGACAACAGACUCUCCAAUCCCAACUGCUUUGCCAGCCUGGCGGGGCUCCGGAGACUGAAGAAGUUAAGCCUGGACCAAAACAGGAUUUCCAGGAUCCCGUACCUACAGCAGGUUCAGCUCCGCGAAGGGUCUGCAGACUGGGUUGGAGGCAGGGGAAGUCCCCGGAAGGACUCCCCAUCCGCACUGCCUCCCAAGCCGUGGAUGUUUGAGCCUUCGGAUGAGCAACCAGACUAUACCAUACUGCCCAUGAAAAAGGAUGUGGACCGGACAGAAGUGGUGUUCUCAUCUUAUCCUGGAUUUUCAACCUCAGAGACAACCAAGGUAUGUGCACUUCCUCCCAUAUUCGAAAUUCUUCCUGUGAAGUCCCUGAAAGCCAGGAACCAGACGCUGGCCCCACCCUUCCCAGAGCUGAGAUACCUUAGCCUGGCCUACAACAAGAUUGCCAAGGAAGAUGCCAUGCUGCCUGUGGCUCUCUUCCCAUCUCUCUCUGAGCUCAUCUUUCAUAACAACCCUCUGGUGGCGCACACACGAGGAGUCCCUCCACUGCUGAAAAGCUUCCUUCACGAUCGGCUGGGGAUCCACCUAGUUCGCAGGAAGAUAGUGAAGGCCAAGCACCAUAUGUUGAUGCCUCGGAAGGACUCACGGAAGGUAAAAACCCAAGUCCCAAAGGUGCCAAAGCAGCCGCUGAUUCUCCAUCAACCGUCCAUCACCAAGUCUUCCUCAAAGGAGAUGCUGGAGUCAGAAGCAGGGCUGCCUGAAGAGCCGCCCACCACCAGACACAUACCGGUGAACAUAGGGAUACCCAUUGAGGGCCCGGGGGGCCUGUCCUUGUCUCGCCGGACCUUUGUGCCUCUGCCUCCCAUCUGCUCACACUCCACGGUGCAAAGUGAAGAAAGCGUAUCUCACCACAGCGACAUGGCCGGCCACCUGUCAGAUGAAGACAACACGAGCACAGAGUCUGUCUUCUUGACCCAGGUGAAUGCGUUGCCUUCCCCCAUCUUCCAGAGGGAUCACUCAGAGUUGAAAGAGAAAGUCCAAAGGAGACCACAAACAGCACCCAGAGACGUAAAGAAGCCUCCGAGGAAGCUCUUAUCUGCCUCCCUCCCCAGCAAGUACCACGGCUAUGAGGAGCUGCUGACAGCCAGGCCUGAUCCCUCCUAUAUUGAACCAAAGGGAAUCCAGAAGAACGCACAGGCCCUGCAGCACAUGCUCAAGCACCCGCUCCUGUACCGCUCCUCCAAGCCGAGGCUGGACACCCUGCAGAAACGCUAUGUUCCCAAGGAGAAGCGGACCCAGAAGAUCCCUGCUCCACCCCCACGGAAGACUCGAGCCCAGCUGCUGGAUGACAUCCUCAUUCGCAUGAGGGACCCCCGGAACAUCACAGAGGCGCCACUCGCUGCUGUCCUGCGCCGGCAGACAGAGCAGCGGCUGGUGAACCAGAAGCAGUACGUGGAGGCCAAGAAGCUGCUGAAGGAGUUCCGGGCCCGCUACAGGCGGCUGGUGCGCAGCUCACUGCGGACAGUGUUCGGAGCCUCGGAGCCAGCCCCAGCCCGGCCCGCGUUGAGCGAAGGCGAGACUAAAUAUGGCCACUUCCUCGAGCUCAUGGACGAGUUCUGCCAGGAGCCCGUGGCCAGUGACUCAAAAGGCUAGGGCCGUGCAGGGCAUGUACAAGCCGUCCAGCGGGUGCCCACACCUCACGCCCUCCCCCUCCCUGAGGGGGCCGUGCCUUCCACCGGGACCGCUAGGCCUAUGUGGGCCCUGGAGUCGGGCUCAGCCUGGCUGACUGGCUGGCCGCAGAGAGUGGGGAACUCAGGAACCCCCCUAUCUCGGGCUAACAGGCCCUGGGGCCUGGGUCAGCAUCA
Messenger RNA from Condylura cristata (star-nosed mole), 2803 nucleotides. RefSeq names its product X-ray radiation resistance associated 1 (gene XRRA1). Gene Ontology annotation, molecular function: protein binding. The record is from RefSeq and is a predicted model, not a curated record. The coding region runs from base 237 to 2591 and encodes 784 amino acids. NCBI's taxonomy places the organism in Eukaryota, Metazoa, Chordata, Mammalia, Eulipotyphla, Talpidae. The transcript has 19 exons. Gene Ontology annotation, cellular component: nucleus.